Ixodes scapularis (black-legged tick) is the source of this 540-nucleotide messenger RNA. RefSeq lists its product as uncharacterized. NCBI's taxonomy places the organism in Eukaryota, Metazoa, Arthropoda, Arachnida, Ixodida, Ixodidae. Bases 1 to 540 code for a protein of 179 amino acids. The transcript is spliced from 7 exons. The record is from RefSeq and is a predicted model, not a curated record.
AUGGUGUCGUCUACAGCGCUCCUGCUUUCUGCCACAGCUUGCAUCUUCUCCGCCUCCCUUCAGCUUGCGUCGGCAGAGAGAUGCUCCAAGCUUGAUUUUCCAACGUCAUAUGGGAUUUUCGAAUGUGCAGGCAAAGAUAUAAAUCUUUGUUCAUCCAUCGAUUUUACUGAACUCCAAAAUAUGAACAAGCUCGUUGAUUGCACCAUUAAUGGAUUGACAAGUCUUGGCUACAAUGGAUAUCUAUUCAGCAACCUCGAACCUUUGAUUGCUGACAUUUUUACUAACCUCAUAAAUAUAUCUGGUGCAGAGACAAGUCUGGAAACUCUUGCUCAUUACUGCGACACUCACCAAAACGAGAACUUCUGCCAAGUUCCCGCACUUGCCAAUGCAAAGUGCUCAACUCCCGUGAAAGUCAAUGUGCCAAAGAAUGCUAAAAAAGACUGGGCCAUAAAUUAUUUAAAGGACGCUGAAGAUUUCGGAAAAAGUUUAAUCCACAAAUGUAAGGUUAUAGUCGUCGUCGUCAUCUGGGCGAAUGGGUGA